AUGUUAAUGAUUACCCUUCAGUAUACAGAUCAGUUGCAAGAGAUCUCCUUCAAGAAUUAUUAUACUGCCUUUGUAAUGGUGCGGCUUCAGAAAGUGGACCCAGAGUCUCCAGAAAGUGCAGCUCAGUGGGUUACCUGCCUGCAUAAUCACUGCCUCGUGCCCAACCCGCACACCGAGGAAGGCUCGCAGGACUACUUCUCUAUCUACAGACAGCAGAUGUUAAUGGAGCCGGAUAACGUUACUUCAGUCGGUCUAAUUCUGAGACAGCCUUCUUCCAUGUGGCUAAACUUCACCCUGGAAGACAUUAAAAUUACAGUGUGUGGCACUGAGAAUUCAGAGAAGAAUUUUCCAUCCUGGUUUUCCAACUUAACACCUGAGGAACAGUCCAUGAAUCUACAAGCUGGACUUCCUGACCCAAAGGAAGUUUCAUCCAGCAUCCAGCAGAUGUGGGCCUUAACAGAAGUGAUGCAGAUCAAUCAGACAAGCGCACGUGUUGGCCGACUUGAUGUGGAUGGCUGCUAUGAUAUCAACUUGCUCUCCUACAUGUAA
Messenger RNA from Polyodon spathula (Mississippi paddlefish), 549 nucleotides. Its product is annotated as nicolin-1-like. The transcript has 6 exons. The coding region runs from base 1 to 549 and encodes 182 amino acids. The record is from RefSeq and is a predicted model, not a curated record. Gene Ontology annotation, cellular component: nucleoplasm. NCBI's taxonomy places the organism in Eukaryota, Metazoa, Chordata, Actinopteri, Acipenseriformes, Polyodontidae.